Doryrhamphus excisus (bluestripe pipefish) is the source of this 1283-nucleotide messenger RNA. It is a transcript of the gene tmed5, whose product is annotated as transmembrane p24 trafficking protein 5. Lineage: Eukaryota; Metazoa; Chordata; Actinopteri; Syngnathiformes; Syngnathidae. The record is from RefSeq and is a predicted model, not a curated record.
AUUUUUAAUCAGGCGGGGUCCUGAGCUUUGCCGUGUGUUGAACUGGAGUGAAGUUUUUGGGCAACCAUCACUACUAGCUUACUCGUCACCACGGUGGCCGGGAACCCUAACGCUCUUUUUUGUUGUUGUGUCAUUUAAUAGUCACGGAGGCGACUAUGGACGUCGCCCGGACAUUUUUUUGUGUCAUUACCGUAUUGUUUGUUGUAGUUUGCGAGAGGUUUUUGGCGCUGGCCGCCUUCUCCCAGUCUCUGGACAGCGACUUCACGUUCACUCUGCCCGCUGGUCGCAAGGAAUGUUUCUACCAGACUAUGAAGAAAGAUGCCUCACUGGAAAUAGAAUAUCAGGUAUUGGACGGUGCAGGCCUCGACAUCGAUUUCUACAUCUCUUCUCCCUCUGGGCAGAUACUAUACAGUGACCAGCACAAGUCAGAUGGGAUGCACACCAUUGAGACCGAGGAGGGGGACUACAUGUUCUGUUUCGAUAACAUGUUUAGCACAGUCUCAGAGAAGCUCAUCUUCUUCGAGCUCAUCCUGGACAACAUGGACGGCGACGAGGAGCCCGACGACUGGAAGGAGUAUGUGCACGGGACGGACAUGUUGGACAUGAAGCUGGAGGACAUCAUGUACACCAUCAACAACGUGAAGGCGCGCCUGGGCAAGAGUGUGCAGAUCCAGACGGUGCUGCGCGCCUUCGAGGCCCGCGACAGGAACCUCCAGGAGAGCAACUACUACAGAGUCAACUUCUGGUCGGUGGUCAACCUGGUCGUGAUGAUGCUGGUGUCAGGCGUCCAGGUCUACUUGGUGCGCUCGCUUUUUGAAGACAAGAGGAAGAUUCGUACAUAGCGUCCCCCAGAGCCACCUGGGAAUGGAGAGAGCAAGAAAUGGUGAUAAUUUCUGGAGAGCUUAUAUAUGCACACAACACAACAAACCGCUUUUUAGGUCCUCUAACCACUGGAUUUGUCAUUUCCAUAAUGGGACAUAAUGUUUUAAUGACAAGACCUUUAGCAGGUCUUAACCUAGGAUUUGUUACACUGUCGACACUUUUGUGUGUACCUUGAUGCUGUAGUGUGAUACAGUUCUCCGUCUGGCUGACCCAAUGUCGCGUUCAAAAGCGCCAAAUUUCAUAAAGUGGACCAAUAAGUGAGUUGAUCUCUUUUGGAAUGAAGAUUCUACCAGUUACUGAACAACCAUAAAGAAACCAUGGAAAGGUGCUGCUGUGAUUGGAGGUAUUUAUUCAUUUACUUGUAAAUGUGUAAAAUAAAAGAAAAUGUUUUUAACGCUUAA